UUAUUGAUAAGAAGUGAACAACUCUAGUUGUAAAAUUUUCCAUUUUAGAUAAAUUUUCAUUUUGAGCACCAAGUAACAAUUUGCUUUACCCGCGAAUCGAAGUUUCCAGCCUAUUCGAUCUUAGCAAUUGUCGGACCGAAAGUCAUGGACGCUAAGAACAACAUAAAGAACAACAGAGAAAGUGCUUCAAAAGACCGACAGAAAGCUAAAGACGUUCGUCUCUCAAAUAUUUCCGCUUCUAAAGCAGUUGCUGAUGCCGUUAGGACAAGCUUGGGUCCAAGAGGGCUUGAUAAGAUGGUGCAGGAAGAAGCAGGGGACGUUCUUAUCAGCAACGAUGGAGCUACAAUUUUGUCGAAAAUGAGAGUGGAACACCCUGCGGCAAAAAUGUUGGUGGAUCUUUCCAAAGCGCAAGAUAUCGAAGCUGGAGACGGAACUACGACAGUGGUCGUGAUUGCAGGUUCCCUUUUAAGUGCAUGCCUUACUCUACUUGGAAAGGGAAUCCAUCCUUCUCUGAUAUCUGAUGCUUUUCAAUAUGCAGUCGAGAAGGCAGAGGAGAUUCUCGAUAAGGCGGCACAACCUGUCGAUGUCAACGAUCGUACAGCGGUGAUACAAGCUGCAGCAACUGCCCUUAGUUCAAAGGUUGUCUCACAACACGCUACGUUAUUAGCCCCUAUUGCGGUUGACGCCGUUACCAGGAUCGCAAACUUAGAAGAGCCAGACGCCAUAGAUUUACGCAAUAUUCGAGUGAUAAAGAAAUUGGGAGGAACUCUAGAUGAUACGGAGCUCUUCGAGGGUCUGGUGCUGAAUCAGCACGUAAACAAGAGUGCAGGAGGAGUGACCAAAGUUGCUGGUGCCAAAGUUGCUCUUAUUCAGUUUUGUUUAUCUGCACCGAAGACAGAUAUCGAAAAUAACAUUAUUGUGCAGGAUUAUUCAGCUAUGGAUCGAGUUCUCCGUGAAGAGAGGCAGUAUAUUUUAAAUCUCUGCAAGAAAAUCAAGAAUACUGGUUGCAACGUUUUGUUGAUCCAGAAAUCUAUUCUUCGUGAUGCUACAAGCGAUCUUUCUCUUCAUUAUCUUGCAAAAAUGAAAAUAAUGGUGGUUCAGGAUGUUGAAAGAGAAGAAAUUGAGUUUAUUGCCAAGAGUCUCCAUUGUGUACCUAUUGCGGGAAUCGAUAGUUUUGUUCCUGAAAAGUUGGCAAAAGUUGAUCUUGUAGAAGAAGUUUCAGUUGGGUCGGAGAAGAUGGUGAAAAUGUCUGGCAUACAAGGCAAACAUAAGACAGUUUCAAUUAUAGCUCGUGGCUCCAACAAACUUAUGUUGGAUGAAGCAGAACGCUCUCUUCACGAUGCUUUUUGUGUGGUUCGUUCGUUAUUUAGGAGACGUUUUCUAAUUGCUGGAGGAGGUGCUGCCGAAACUGAAGUGGCUGUAGGUCUCAACAAAAUUGCCAAGACAUUGGAAGGUGCUGCUGCUUUUUGUGUAAGAGCUUUCGCAGAUGCUUUAGAGGUUAUUCCGUAUACUUUGGCCGAAAAUGCAGGUUUACCUUCGAUAGAAAUCGUGACGGAGUUGAGGAAUCGACACGUGCAAGGAGAUAAGAAUGCAGGGAUUAAUGUCAAAAAAGGAAACAUUAGUAAUAUGGUUGAGGAAAACGUCGUUAUGCCACUUCUUGUGACAGUUAGUGCUUUACGACUCGCAACAGAAUGCGUCCGAAUGAUUCUUAAGAUUGACGAUAUUGUGAUGACUCGCUAGGCCAGUUCUUUCGGAUGCAUCAUUCGUGAUAU
Messenger RNA from Galdieria sulphuraria, 1772 nucleotides. RefSeq names its product T-complex protein 1 subunit. The transcript is spliced from 5 exons. Lineage: Eukaryota; Rhodophyta; Bangiophyceae; Galdieriales; Galdieriaceae. Gene Ontology annotation, biological process: protein folding. The record is from RefSeq and is a predicted model, not a curated record. Bases 145 to 1740 code for a protein of 531 amino acids. Gene Ontology annotation, molecular function: ATP binding; ATP-dependent protein folding chaperone; ATP hydrolysis activity. Gene Ontology annotation, cellular component: chaperonin-containing T-complex.